UGUUGCAAUAUAAAGAAUUGCUACAGUGUAAAUUUCACUGCGAAUCGGACCGGCCUGAUUUCGCAAAUAGGAAGCAUUUACCAAAUAACAAUGAAAAGUGUCUUAUGAGCACAGGUAUGAGGGCAAAGCGCCUGGAAAGUGAUAGUCGCGCAGCAUCAGACCGUUACUCGGUGUAGCUGUUUCUAUGGCAACCAGCGCUGUUCCCAGUGACAACCUUCCCACGUACAAGCUGGUGGUAGUGGGGGAUGGGGGGGUUGGCAAGAGCGCCCUCACCAUCCAGUUCUUCCAGAAGAUCUUCGUGCCAGACUAUGACCCCACCAUCGAAGACUCAUACCUGAAGCACACGGAGAUCGACAGCCAGUGGGCCAUCCUGGAUGUGCUGGACACGGCUGGCCAGGAGGAGUUCAGUGCCAUGCGAGAGCAGUACAUGCGGACUGGUGACGGCUUCCUCAUCGUCUUCUCCGUGACAGACAAGGCCAGCUUUGAGCACGUGGACCGAUUCCACCAGCUGAUCCUGCGUGUGAAGGACAGGGAGUCCUUUCCAAUGAUUUUGGUGGCGAACAAAGUGGACCUGGUGCAUUUGCGGAAGGUGACUACGGAACAGGGCAGGGAGAUGGCGGCUAAGCACAGCAUUACGUACAUCGAGACGAGUGCCAAAGAGCCCCCGAUGAAUGUGGAUAAGGCCUUUCAUGAGCUGGUCAGAGUCAUCAGGCAGCAGAUCCCAGAGAAGAGCCAGAAGAAGAAGAAAGUCAAGUGGAGGGGGGACAGGGCCACCACCUCUCACAGGCUGCACUGUGUCAUCUUGUGAUGGUCAGCUCUGGAACCCUGCCCCCCCCAGCACUCCUGACCUCCCCAGGCAGCGUUACCCUUCACCCAAAAAAAGGAGACGUGAGACUGGCCGCUUAAACUCUGCGGAGGGCUCGUCCAUUUCCGUGUGAAAGUCAGCAAGAGUGAAUGUGGAGCAAAAAUACGUGCGGCCAGGUUUACGCUCCCCCUAGUGGAGAAGAGAUUGUAAGACGCUUACAAAAACAGAGGCUUUCACAAAGAGGGGUUCAUUUGUGGCCGUUUACAUGUUCCAUUGUCCUUGUGGCUAUAGAGAGGAAUUGUUUGCACCCCAAGAAGACGCUCUGUGUUCCGAGGGCCUGAGUUGUAGUUUUUAGCUAAUGUUGGGUGUCUAGGGAAGGCCUGGUGCAGUGGGAAAGGAGACAUCCUGUUUGUCACGAUCAGCAGAGUCAGCCAAUGGACAUUUGGACAUCCAGAGGGGCUCCAGUCUGCAAGGGUGUGUGAGUACAGGAGCCAGCGUGGAGCCUGGCGGAACAGGAGAGGUCGGAAGACAAAGACAGAAAAUCGCAGAUGCUGUUGACCGCCAUGGUGCUCAGAGGAGUUAGACAGAAAAGUUCAGCAGAGGAGGUCCAUGUGCAUUUUGCUGUGUUUUUCUCACCUUUGUGAAGGACUGGGGAGGUGGAGAUAUGAGUCUCGCCGGAGCGAGCGUCAUUAAACCAGGCUGCUCACUCUGCGUGCCCCUGCCCGCAAUCUGGGUGUUGGACUCUAGCUGAGUAGGGUUCACUUGGAGCCGUAUGGGCAUAACGGUCCCAAAGGUCGUCCCAUCAGCGGGAAAAAGGGCAAGAUGGCAGCACUCCGUCAUGUGAUAUUCUACAUCCCAUGGGACUGAGAUGUCUGAGCAUCGUGCUCUUUUCUAUGAUGUAACAGUUUCAUUUGAUACUGCUUGUGUUUGUAUAAGUGAUUUAUUGCUGGUGAAUCUGGAUCACUGACGUGGUUUAGGCUGAGAUUCUCCUGAUGAUAAAGGCUACGAUGAAUCAGCA
Paramormyrops kingsleyae is the source of this 1823-nucleotide messenger RNA. RefSeq names its product ras-related protein M-Ras. The record is from RefSeq and is a predicted model, not a curated record. Gene Ontology annotation, cellular component: membrane. Gene Ontology annotation, biological process: signal transduction. NCBI's taxonomy places the organism in Eukaryota, Metazoa, Chordata, Actinopteri, Osteoglossiformes, Mormyridae. Gene Ontology annotation, molecular function: GTPase activity; GTP binding.